Messenger RNA from Mesorhabditis belari, 504 nucleotides. Lineage: Eukaryota; Metazoa; Nematoda; Chromadorea; Rhabditida; Rhabditidae. The record is from the annotation of a GenBank genome assembly.
AUGUCAUCAUCGUCAAUGGAAACGGCGAUCCCUCGAAGUGGAGAAAUGCCCGACAGUGAACUCCGAAUCACGCCAAGAUGGAUGAUCUUCCGUUCGAUGAACGCUUUCCAACAGCCGGUACUCUCUUGUUUCGAAUUGGAGAACGUCGACCCAUUUCCAAUCGCUUUCGUUAUCAAGGGAAAGGACCGCCAUUUUCCGAUCGUUAAACACGCACACGGUCUCAUUGCAGAAAAGGGAAAAAUGAAGAUUGAAAUGCUUAUCCCAUCGAGAGUCGAAUGGCCAGAGGACUUGCAUGAGAUGACAAACAAACGCUUUCGUCUCGUUGUCUCCAAUUUAGCCAUCUCUCAAUCUCUUUACAAUACAACUCCUGAUUCAGAGCGCAGCUUGGUUGCUCGCGAGAUCUUUCAACGAACGGCUCCAUUAACUAGAAUGUACACAAAGAUGAGUUACGUGCUCAUUCGUCCACUCGAUCUCAGUGAUGAAACACAAAAACUCAAUGCGCAA